Messenger RNA from Symbiodinium sp. CCMP2456, 1752 nucleotides. Lineage: Eukaryota; Dinophyceae; Suessiales; Symbiodiniaceae. The record is from the annotation of a GenBank genome assembly.
AUGAGUGAUCUCGCCUUCCAGGGCUUCUGCCUCUACGGGCUCGUGUGUGCUCUCUUCGUCCGAGCUGUGGAGCUUCUGGUGGCACCCACGGAGGAGAGUAUGACUUUGGCAUUGACCGGGGUGAGAGUCGCCCUUGGGCUUUUGGGUCCAGUUUCGGAACUGUCCUUCCUGGAGAACUCCUGCUGGCCUUUUAGCUGGCUGGAGCUGCGCCUGCUGGAAGAAGGGCUCGUCAAGGCGCUGUCCACUCCUGAGAUGGAACCCCACUGGCGCCGGCCGUUGGAGGGGCCACCGAGGAUGGAGUCUGAGGUCGAUCUCCACAUUGUGAUGGCCAUGGCCCUGCCGGAACACCCUGCCGUGGUGUUCUUGGACACAGUCGAGGCCCAAGCGCGCCACCACUUGCAACAGGUGUUGGGCCCGAAUCUGCGCGUCGUGGGCCUGGGAGAUCAUGCCACUGCUACGCUGGACGCCGGCCUCAUGGUGAAAAGAGGCGUGACCGAAGCUGUGCCGACGACGAGGGUGGAGAUCACCAUGAGUGGCCUGGCCUGCCCGGAGAGCCAGGCUGGACGACACCACUGCCGGUUGAAGUGCCAGGUUCUUGGCGAGUGCCGAGCUACCAACGAUGCCUUGGCGGAGUGGAUUGGCAAGUACGUCUUCGGGGCGGCGACGCGCCGGGACUCGCUUGGAGACAACGCCUGGUGGGACGCGGAAGCCGCGGACAAGGAACCUAUCGCGGCGCUGAUCCAGGCUUUGAGAACACUUUCGCCUCUGCGCGAAGGCGACCUGGUGGUUUGUGCCCAUCCAACUUCGCUCUGCCUGAUGAGUUUUUGGGCCACUUGGAGGUUCGCUGAUGAACUGGCGGUGAGACGGCUUCCCAUGCUCCUACACAUCUCCUCAACGCUCCUUUACGGUGCCCCGGGUGGUGCCCAAGGAGCUCUCGGCUUCCUUCGCCUGGCGAGGGACUUGCUGACUGGCCCUUUCCCCCUGAUGGCCUUGGCAGAGGGCCCCUUCCUGUCUGCCCAGCUCUUCGAUCAAGUUGGGGUGCGGCUGGCCUCGUGCCCUGCCUUGGCUCUCUACCUCGAAGACACAGACACAGGCUACUUGAAGCACAAGGCGAGUGAGAGGCUCCCGACCGUCCUGGUGACGCGAGCCCGACUCUUCAACCAUCCUGCAGGCUUCUUCUUCCGUGGUCUGUUGAUGGAGUUUGCCAUCAUCAACCAGCCAAUGGCUGAUGCCAAGCGUGGACACUUCUGGUUUUCAGAGGUUCCGAGUCUGGAUGAGAAGGCAGACGAAGUCCGUGACAUUGGUUUCGGUGGGGGCGGCGAUCCCUGGAAAAGCUGGGAGGAGAUGGCCCGCUGCGCGGCCGCCUUCUUCGUUCCCUCGGACAUUCACCAGCGAACUUUCAUCGAGCUCUACCGCAUGAAUGUUCCGACUUUCAUGCCGGCGGUGGAGUGGCUUCUGCGGCUUCCGCUGGCCGCCCCCUUCGGUGCCUUCAGCUAUGCUGGUGCUCUGUCGCAGGAGGAGAAAGGAUCGGAGAAUCACCGUAUCUAUCCGACGAGCUUCAAUGCGGAGUCGGAGAGCCCACGAACUCUUCAUCACUGGUACUUCUACUCGGACUACGCUCAUUUUCCGCAUAUAGGCAGAUGCAACUCUAUCCCUGACUUGCUGCAUCAGAUUUCGGUGGCAGAUUUGGACGACGUGGCUCUGAAGAUGAAAAAUCACUCCGAUCUGUUGGCCAAGGGCGUCGAGUGCUGA